GUAGACUGCGGCUGCAAUUCCAAUUUUGUCGUAUAUGCGGCACCGGUUUUCUCCAGAGGUUCCGGAAAUUUCGAUACGAGGAGACGUAAUCGUCGCGGAGAGUCUCCCUACGAAGUAUUAGGAGUUUCCCCUACUGCGACUCCUAAUGAGAUCAAGAAAGCUUAUAGGAGAUUGGCUCUCAAGUACCAUCCUGAUGUCAACAAAGAGCGCCAAUCUGAUCGUGUUAUUAAAAGGGAGAUGAUUGACAAGCCGUCUAGAGAUGGCCUGCUUGAACACGGUUUGGCACAGUCAUUUUGUCUAGCUAAAAGAUUCAUCUGUACUAUGGUGGCUGUAGUAAUGGAGAAAAAUCAUUCCAAGCCUCAGGACAAUGAUGGCAUUGUCCGGGAGCCUUGCUUGAGAUUCCACAGAAAGAAAAUUCUUAAAAAAGAAGUUAUGACUUAUGAAGGUAUCCACUUGAGUUUCAAACUGGAGAUUGGAUUAUCCGCUAGAAACAAUAACUGCAACAAUCUUGACUUGCUUCAAGCACUCCUUAUGAGUAGGAGUAUCCUCAUGUGGCCAUGCCUUAAGUGCCUGUGGGCCUCCUCGAAGUUGUCUUCUUCUCCCAAAUGCCAUCAUCAUUGGUCAUAUGGAAAUCAUAAAUAUGCUGCAAUGAUCCAAUGCAAUGGGACUUCACUAUCUCAGGAGAAGUUUUUGAGGAUAAAGCAUGCAUACAAUACACUGCUGAAGUCUGAAUCUCGAAGACGAUAUGCUUCUGGAGAUCGUGCAUCUGAUUAUUCAACCACGGGAAGAAACCAAACUAGGAAUACUCAAGAUGAAGAAGAGUUC
Thlaspi arvense is the source of this 825-nucleotide messenger RNA. Lineage: Eukaryota; Viridiplantae; Streptophyta; Magnoliopsida; Brassicales; Brassicaceae. The record is from the annotation of a GenBank genome assembly.